GGUUCGGCGCGUCCCUUCCGUCGGGCCCGCGCCGGCGGUGGGGAGGCGGCGCGCGCGGCCCGCAGCCCACCCAUGGAGGCUUUCCACUGGGCGCCCCGCUCGCCCCGCCGCGGCCGUGCCCCCCCGCCCAUGGCGCUCGUGCCCAGCGCCCGCUACGUGAGUUCCCAGCGCCCGGUGCACCCGCAGCCCUUCAGCUCGUGGAACGACUACCUGGGGCUCGCCACGCUCAUCACCAAGGCGGUGGACGGCGAGCCGCGCUUCGGCUGCGCCCGCGGCGGGGACGGCGGCGGCGACGGUUCCCCGCCCUCUUCUUCCUCGUCGUGCUGCUCCCCCCACGCUGGGGCCGGGCCCGGGACACUGGGGCCCGCGGUGGGGCCGCCCGACUACGACGAGGACGACGACGACAGCGACGAGCCGGGAUCCCGGGGCCGCUACCUGGGGGGCGCGCUGGAGCUGCGCACCCUGGAGCUGUGCGCGGACCCCGCCGAGGCCGGGCUGCUGGAGGAGCGUUUUGCCGAGCUGAGCCCGUUCGCUGGUCGCGCCGCCGCCGUGCUGCUGGGCUGCGCCCCCGCCGCUGCUGCCACCGCCGAAGUGGCGCCGCGCGAGGAGCGGGCUGCGGCGUGGGCGGCUGAGCCCAGGCUGCACGCCGCCUCCGGGGCGGCCGCCGCCCGGCUGCUCAAGCCCGAGCUGCAGGUGUGUGUGUUCUGCCGGAACAACAAGGAGGCGGUGGCGCUCUACACCACCCACAUCCUGAAGGGACCCGACGGGCGAGUGCUGUGCCCCGUGCUGCGCCGCUACACGUGCCCCCUGUGCGGCGCCAGCGGUGACAACGCACACACCAUCAAGUACUGUCCGCUCUCCAAAGUGCCGCCGCCGCCCGCCGCCCGCCCGCCGCCGCGCAGCGCCAGGGACGGCCUGCCCGGCAAAAAGCUGCGUUGAGGACGCGGGCUCCGGUCUGCUGACGCCACCAGGGUCGCCGCCUGCCCACUCUCGUAUUUGGUCUGCGCACUCUCUCUCCCUUGCUGCUGGUGAGCAUGGAGCUCAGCAGAUGGCUCAACUUGGGAUGUCGUCUUGGUUUUCUCAAAGGAAGCCGACGGUACUGAGUACUUUCCUGUCGAAGAGCGGUUGAGAGUAGACGCUAAAGUCUUGAUUUAUCUCGUUUGUGCACAUCCAGACGAUGAAGGCUGGGUAUUCCGCUAACUGAAAUGUGGCAACUUAGAGGCGCUGUUUAUUUAUAGGUCGACCUAUUUUAGAUGCGCAUCAGUAUGAAAUUGUCUCAAUCUAAUCUUGGAUGUUUAAUUUUAUGAAUGGAGGCACUUUACUAGGUCUAGAAUAUUUUUUUAAAAGCCUCUUAACUGAACUUAACUGGCGAUUUUAUGGAAUGUCAGCAAAAUGACUUUUAUUGUUUGAAACAAGUAAUAUUUCUGUUGUCCUUAAUCAGUUAUUAUAAUUCCAGGCGAAGCAAGCCCCCCUGCCUGGUAGCAUCAUUAAGUGAAGGCUUAGUAAACUUUCCAGUAUUAGUUUGGGUGGGUGUUCCCUCCUUGUGGCUUGUUUCUGUCCUAGCUGGAUGUAGCAGGUAGAAUACAGCUCCUUAUCCUUUUAUGUACCAGGUCUUUUAUUACUGAACGAGCAACUAGCGUUUUCCACCUUUAAAAGUUGUGCCAAGUUAUAAUGUUGUGUACACACUUGAAAAUGGUGCUGUUUAAAAAAAACUUGUGCAUUUAUACAGUAACAGUAUGUUAAUUCAUUAAUCUUGCCUUUAACUCUGGUACUUGGCCUUUUGUUUAUGCUCCCCACCCCAUUCGUUUUUCAAAACAUUUAUCAUCCUUCAGAUCAAAAGGGAGUAGUAUUAAUUCACUGUCUGGAUUGCUCAAUUUCAGGGUUCCUAAAUAGUGGAAAGCUCAUUCCAGCUGUUGCCUCUCAAACUAAAUGUAAGAUGGAAUCCUUUGAGCUCUGGAAGGUCAACGUAAUAACCUGGGUUCAGGAAGGUUCCACUCUGGGCUAUGUUGGCUUUAAGCAUCAGAGGCAGUCCUCAAACUGGUAUAAGCACUAAUUAAAGGAACUAUUGGGGUGGGGGGAGACAAGGAACGCAGCCUCUCUCAUGUUCCCAUUCUCACUGGAAGAUUACCCUUCUCUUUCUGGAAUCCCGCCAGUUAUCCAUAAAUGAGAUUAAAUCUAAUCCUUAGCAAAGGUGCUUGACUCCUACUUUAACCUUCCACCCUUUUUUAAAUCCACUGUAGUGAGAGUACCACACCAUAUCUAGCAUCAGGACAGACAUAGAAGGCAAAAAUGGAAAUGAAUUAAGAUGAAGUCAUCUGAAAUGUAUAAAAUCACUAUCUGAAAAUACCAGCAAGAGAUUUAGUCUAUAGAGGUUCCAGGAGAGCUUAGCUAGGUUAUUAGAAAUUAGACUGCUGGGCUUCCCUGGUGGCGCAGUGGUUGAGAGUCCGCCUGCUGAUGCAGGGGACACGGGUUCUUGCCCCGGUCCGGGAAGAUCCCACAUGUCACGGAACGGCUAGGCCCGUGAGCCAUGGCCGCUGAGCCUGCGCGUCCGGAGCCCGCAACGGGAGAGGCCACAACAGUGAGAGGCCCGCGUACCGCAAAAUAAAUAAAUAAAUAAAUAACACUGGGGAUAGCUAUGAGCGUUUAUUGGUCAAAGGAAGGUGCAUGGGUGGGGGAUGGACAGAACGAUUUCUUGGUCAGGAAAAAAUAAUUCACUUGACUAGGCCUAAACUCAAGUAGCUUAAUAAAACCAUGAAAUUAACUUAUUUUCUUCAGUUUUUUUAGAAAACAUACCAGUUUAAAUUAGACUUGCUUUUUAAGGAGUUUUCAGGUCAACAUUAAUUCCUGUUACCUCUUGCCACUGCUCUAAUUGUACCUUUUCAAGGUCAUUAUUAACUGAGGGGUGCACUCCACACCAGAAGAUACGGUUUAGGUGACUUAUAACUGCAUCAGCCUCCAAACUUGCCUGUUCUCCAGCUAACUUUAACUCCCAGUAUUUUAAGCAUGAAC
Mesoplodon densirostris (Blainville's beaked whale) is the source of this 3009-nucleotide messenger RNA. It is a transcript of the gene NANOS1, whose product is annotated as nanos C2HC-type zinc finger 1. Gene Ontology annotation, biological process: negative regulation of translation; oogenesis. The record is from RefSeq and is a predicted model, not a curated record. Gene Ontology annotation, molecular function: mRNA binding; zinc ion binding. The transcript has a single exon. Lineage: Eukaryota; Metazoa; Chordata; Mammalia; Artiodactyla; Ziphiidae. Gene Ontology annotation, cellular component: perinuclear region of cytoplasm. Bases 73 to 939 code for a protein of 288 amino acids.